Messenger RNA from Arvicola amphibius (Eurasian water vole), 384 nucleotides. Its product is annotated as 40S ribosomal protein S28-like. The transcript is spliced from 2 exons. Gene Ontology annotation, molecular function: structural constituent of ribosome. The record is from RefSeq and is a predicted model, not a curated record. Lineage: Eukaryota; Metazoa; Chordata; Mammalia; Rodentia; Cricetidae. The coding region runs from base 1 to 384 and encodes 127 amino acids. Gene Ontology annotation, biological process: translation; ribosomal small subunit assembly; maturation of SSU-rRNA. Gene Ontology annotation, cellular component: ribosome; cytosolic small ribosomal subunit.
AUGGCUGGGAGAUACAGAUGGAAAGCCUGCACUGAAGUGAAGGAACAGGCGGGAGAGGAAGUGAAUGUGGGGGAGGGGAAGGUUGGGGUGAGUGGCUGGGAGGAGAGAAGAAACUAUGAUCAGGUAAAAUUUGAUAAGAAGAGAGAAACAGCUCUCCGCCUGAUUGCCGCCAUCUUGGACACGAGUCGUGUGCAGCCCAUUAAGCUCGCUAGGGUAACCAAAGUUCUGGGCAGGACCAGUUCGCAGGGACAGUGCACGCAGGUACAUGUGGAAUUUAUGGAUGACACCAGCCUCUCCAUCAUUCGAAACGUCAAAGGUCCCGUUCGAGAGGGAGAUGUGCUCACCCUAUUGGAGUCAGAAAGGGAGGCUCGGAGGUUGCGCUGA